CCCCCUCCCCUCCCCCAAGCCCUGCAGUCCAUGGAGCGCUUCGGGGCUGCCUUCGGCUUCCCGGAGGGCGAGGCGGGAGGGACCCCGGCCGGAGGAGGAGGAGGAGGAGGCGGCUUGGGCGGCGACCGUCCGGCGCGGCAGCAGGCGCGGCACUACCAGCUGCUCUCGGAGCUGCAGGCGCUGGUCAAGGAGCUGCCCAGUUCUUCUCAGCAGAGGCUGUCCUACACCAUCCUCAGCGACCUGGCCUUGGCCCUCCUUGACGGGACCGUCUUUGAGAUCGUACAGGGCCUGCUGGACAUCCAGCACCUGACGGAGCGAAACCUCUACAACCAGCGGCUCAAACUGCAGACGGAGCAUCGAGCCCUGAAGCAGGAGACCUUCCGCAAACACAAGGAGGACCAGCAGAGCUGCCAGCCGCACAACCUGCCCCUUCUGAAGGCCGCCCAGCAGCGAGAGAUGGAGGCUGUGGAGCAGCGGAUUCACACCGAGCUGCGGAUGAUGGACGAGAAAAUAGUCUUGGAGCUGGAUCAGAAAGUGGUGGACCAGCAGAGCACCCUGGAGAAAGCUGGCGUCUCUGGCUUCUACAUCACCACCAAUCCCCAGGAAUUGACGCUCCAAAUGAAUAUGCUGGAGCUCAUUCGGAAGCUACAGCAAAGGGAAAUGCAGCCCAGACAGCCGUUCUCUUAGAAGGGACAUGGGGACCCACCACGUCUAGUAUUGACCCUCAUGGAAAAAUGGAUGAUGAGUGUGUUGUCUUUAUUUAAGAGGCUUGCCCCACAAGAGAGCAGAACAAGGCUGGGGGUCGGGCAGGCCCAGGGCUUUCUUGUUUCCUCUCUGCCCCGUGAAGGAACUGAGAUCAAGUUUGUCUUUGGUCCUUCUUAGAAUGGGGAUCCUGCGUUGUUUUUUUUUUUUAAAUAACGUUUGAGGAAUUUCCAAAAUAUCUACAGGUUGAUAUUUUGAAAUUGUAAUAUAGGAAAUACAGGUUGUAAAAAGGCAAUAAACACAAUUUAUUUAUUCAAUAGAUUUCUAUGGCUGCCCAUGAUUCUGGGUGGCUAACAGUAUUCAAAAAGAUAAAAACAUAUAUUAAAAAAUGGAAAACACAUAACAGCCGGCGGGGGGGGGGGUGUGUGGAGAAAAUUACAGAAGCAACCAUCAACAUUCAGCCCAACCAAGAAAGAGGCCCUGUUGUAUAGCUGGAGCCCCUGGUUCAAACCCACUGCCAACUCUCCAAGGUUUUCCUCUUGGGGAAGAAAGCUUUGGGAGAGGGAACAAGGAGAGUCCUGUGGAUGGGAGUGUUUCCAGAAUAUAAUUUUUAUGAUACGAAAAGGUUUUUUUAAUCACUGCCAUAUAUUUAGCAAUGGCACUUAGAGUUAUAUACCGCUUAUAGUGCUUUACAGCCCUCUCCAAGAGGUUUACAGAGUCAAGUCUAUUGUCCCCAACAAUCUGGGUCCUCAUUUUACCCACCUCGGAAGGAUGGAAGGCUGAAUCAACCUUGACCCGCUCAAGAUCAAACUGCUGGCAGCUAGCAGACAGCAGAUUUAGCCUGCAAUACUGCAUUCCAACCACUGCGCCAUGCUCUUGAUUUAGUUAUUUGAAUAUUUUUGCCAUUCUUCAAACCAAGAUUUGUUACGGCAGCUUCCAAAGUAUUUUCUUCUCCUGCCAACAAGCGCACUCGUGCUUGAAAUGAAACUCUUAACACCGAAGUAGCACAGAAGCAUAAAAACAUGCUGGAGCAGCAUCAAUAAACCCAACUCAGAGGAAACCCUUUAAUCAGAAAAGCAUUAAAUAUCCCUAAUCCGAUAGAAGUGUUAGAAAUGCAACUUUCAGAAUUUCCCGUUCGGCCUUCGGUUCCGAACUCUGCAGUCGCCUUCCAAAACAGAGGUUGGCUUGGGUCACACUUAUCCAGCUUAUUUAGUGGUGGUUUUAAAUGAUGAAAAGGACCCUUGG
Ahaetulla prasina is the source of this 1947-nucleotide messenger RNA. It is a transcript of the gene DGCR6, whose product is annotated as DiGeorge syndrome critical region gene 6. NCBI's taxonomy places the organism in Eukaryota, Metazoa, Chordata, Lepidosauria, Squamata, Colubridae. The transcript has 5 exons. The record is from RefSeq and is a predicted model, not a curated record. Bases 31 to 687 code for a protein of 218 amino acids.